UUGGCCUCUGCGAAAAGCAGUUUUUGUCUUCACGCCCAGUGAAGGGGUAGAGGAAACUAUGAAACUAUUAGUGGGUUGUCUUAUUGCGAUCGCGGUGCUUCUGUGCAUUGCUGAUCUCUCGUCAGCCCAGUGCCAGUGCGAGGAAGCUACCAAGAAGCCGCCUCUGGCCAAGAAGCCACCUCCAGGGAAAGAUGUGGGCCAGCCCAUUCCGACUCCCCCUCGCCCACCAGUCGUUGCAACUUGUAGAAACAAGAAACCAGCGAUAAAAACAAAGAAGACGACAAAAACAUGUACAGACGAAGAAGACAACCCGCAAGCCAAAGAAGACAACAUGCAGGACGAAGAAGACAACACGCAAGCCAAAGAAGACAACAUGCAGGACGAAGAAGACAACCCGCAAGCCAAAGAAGACAACGUGCAGGUCGAAGAAGACAACCCGCAAGCCAAAGAAGACAACAUGCAGGACGAAGAAGACAACCCGCAAGCCAAAGAAGACAACGUGCAGGACGAAGAAGACAACCCGCAAGCCAAAGAAGACAACGUGCAGGACGAAGAAGACAACCCGCAAGCCAAAGAAGACAACAUGCAGGACGAAGAAGACAACCCGCAAGCCAAAGAAGACAACAUGCAGGACGAAGAAGACGACAAGGAGACCGAAAAAAACAACAUGUAA
Drosophila mojavensis is the source of this 673-nucleotide messenger RNA. RefSeq names its product glutamic acid-rich protein-like. The record is from RefSeq and is a predicted model, not a curated record. The coding region runs from base 59 to 673 and encodes 204 amino acids. Lineage: Eukaryota; Metazoa; Arthropoda; Insecta; Diptera; Drosophilidae. The transcript has 3 exons.